This is a messenger RNA of Petromyzon marinus (sea lamprey), 1986 nucleotides long. The record is from RefSeq and is a predicted model, not a curated record. NCBI's taxonomy places the organism in Eukaryota, Metazoa, Chordata, Hyperoartia, Petromyzontiformes, Petromyzontidae.
CCCCCUCUCCACUCCUUUCCCUCUCUCCACUUCACUCUGCGCACUCCUCUCUCGGGACAGCGCGGGCAGCAGCAGCAACAGCAGCUGCAGAAACAGCAGCAGCAUGGCUUGUGGACACUGCGGCCCUGGGUUUAAGACCCCCUUGGAUGCCAUGAAAGGGCCCAGAGAGGAGAUAGUCUACGUGCCUUGCAUCUACCGCAACACUGGAGUGGACAAGCCAGACUACUUGUCCACAGUGGACGUGGACCCGAACUCUCCCACCUACUGCAAGGUGAUCCACCGCCUGCCCAUGCCGUGCGUCAAGGACGAGCUGCACCACAGCGGCUGGAACGCGUGCAGCAGCUGCUACGGGGACUCGAGCAAGCGGCGAGACAAGCUCAUCCUGCCCAGCCUCAUCUCCUCGCGCAUCUACGUCGUCGACACGGGCUCCGAGCCGCGCGCGCCCCGCAUGCACAAGGUGGUGGAGCCCGUCGACAUGUUUUGGCGCACGGGACAGGCCCACCCACAUACGUCGCACUGCCUGGCGAGCGGCGAGGUCAUGAUCAGCACCAUGGGUGACCCCGCCGGGAAUGGCAAGGGGGGAUUCAUCCUUCUGGACGGCGAAAGCUUCGAGGUGAAAGGGCAGUGGCAGGCGGAGGGAGAGAGCGUCCCCUUCGGCUACGACUUCUGGUACCAGCCUCGGCACAACGUCAUGGUGAGCACCGAGUGGGGCACGCCCAAGGUGCUGGCAUCCGGAUUCCGCCUGGAGGACCACCAGGCCGGCCACUACGGGCACAGCAUCCACGUGUGGGACUGGGAGCGCCGCGUGUGCACGCAGAGCCUGGACCUCGGCCCUGACGGCGACAUCCCGCUGGAGGUCCGCUUCCUGCACGACCCCAGCGCCCCCCAGGGCUUUGUGGGCUGUGCCCUCUCCAGCAACGUCUUCCGCUUCUACAAGACCGAGAAGGGGGACUGGGCUGCAGAGAAAGUCAUCGAUGUGCCAAGUAAGAAGGUGGAGGGCUGGAUGUUGCCAGAGAUGCCGGGACUCAUCACGGACAUUCUCCUCUCGCUGGACGACCGCUUCCUCUACUUCAGCAACUGGCUGCAUGGGGACAUCCGCCAGUACGACGUCACGGACCCGCGGCACCCCAAGCUCGUGGGACAGGUGUUUAUUGGAGGCAGCAUUCUGAAGGGUGGCCCUGUGCGAGUGAUCGAGGACAAGGAGCUGAAGGAGCGGCCUAAACCUCUGGUGGUGCAGGGCAAGCGGGUGCCUGGCGGGCCCCAGAUGAUCCAGCUCAGCCUGGAUGGGAAGCGGCUUUAUGUCACCACCUCCCUCUACAGCGGCUGGGACAAGCAGUUCUACCCUGAAAUGAUCAAGGAGGGCUCGGUGAUGCUGCAGAUCGACGUGGACACCCACAAGGGCGGCCUCUCCGUGAACAAGCGCUUCCUGGUGGAUUACGGCACGGAGCCGGACGGUCCCGUGCUCGCCCACGAGGUGCGCUAUCCGGGCGGGGACUGCAGCUCCGACAUUUGGCUCUAGCCUCUCAACCAUCCCCCCCCCACAUCGGGUUUGACCGGAGCACCUUCUGGACGAACGAGCACCGGCGCAAGAUUCCACCUCGUGCGGCCGUUGCCCCCCCUGCUAGUCUCGUAGUCCCGGCUCUACGACCUCAGCUUUAGGCCCACGAGCCCAGAGCAGCAGUUGUCUCGCUUUGUGUGGGUCACACCGCCUUAGGUGGCAUCACUUUCGUGGCUUCAUGUGUCUUAACGUGUUGCCCACAACAGUGACGUCUGUGUGUGUGUGUGAUAAUCACUUGGAAUUGGUGGAUUGUGUCAAAUGAUUCACUUUCAUUGGUCGGAAAAAAAAUGAGAACCACUGUUGUUUUGCUAUCUUAUGUGGUGCCAACAACAUCUGCUCUGGUAAUGUUGUUAAUAAAGUGCAUUUUACGUCAUUUUAACUACAAUGUCGUAAUUCCUGCUGAAAAUAAAUCCAAGUUGCAAAAUAAA